AUGGACACAUUUCUACAUAUUGUGAAAGUCAAUCAUCAGAAGAAGAUGAAUGGUCAAGCUACACGGUCGGAUUUACUGUAUUGGAAGGAAUGGGUCGAUAGAUGGGAUGCCGAAACUACAGUAACCGCGCAAUGUUUGAUCGAGCCUACAGAAGUCCCACAAAAUGUUCAUGAAGCGAAUGGAUACAUUAGAAGUGUGAAUUAUCUGUCUACAGUAAGAACUGGUAGUUUUUGA
This is a messenger RNA of Caenorhabditis briggsae, 234 nucleotides long. The transcript is spliced from 2 exons. The coding region runs from base 1 to 234 and encodes 77 amino acids. Lineage: Eukaryota; Metazoa; Nematoda; Chromadorea; Rhabditida; Rhabditidae. The record is from RefSeq and is a predicted model, not a curated record.